This is a messenger RNA of Pogonomyrmex barbatus (red harvester ant), 865 nucleotides long. RefSeq lists its product as uncharacterized. The record is from RefSeq and is a predicted model, not a curated record. NCBI's taxonomy places the organism in Eukaryota, Metazoa, Arthropoda, Insecta, Hymenoptera, Formicidae.
CGAGGUGACGGUGGCGGGACUGGUCGUAGGAGUACGUAGAGCGAGUAGCAUCAAAAUUAUUUUCCAACAGGCACCACCGCCGGCGCGGUACCACCCCGAAAUUUCAGCCCUUUAAUUUCAGAUGGUAUGAUAAUUCGCGACGAUAUUUCACACGAGUCUGGAACCUGGCUCAACGUGGAUUUUAUUGCGGCUGUAAGGGGGUGGAAGGGAAGACCACGUACGGUACGAAAAUUUCUCGGAAUUACCAAAAAGGCCCUACGAAAAGGGACGUACGGUGAAGUUGUUAAUUAAUCUAGGCGUCUGGGCCGCGGUCGACCGAUCCUCGUCCUACGUCAAAUUGAAUGCGCCUUUUCGCAUCCAUGGGGGUGUUGUGGGCGCCGACCGUUGCUGACUGGGCGAGACAGGGUGAAGGAAGGGUCGGCGUGCCGAGAAGCACCCUGGUCUUUAUUCCCAACAGCGCAAAGCGGCGCAAUUUCGUUUUCGGGGGAGGACGAAGGUACGGCGAGAUUGGUGGCAAGGGAGGGGAAGGGGAAGAAGGCAGCAAUGGAGAAGGAUCAGGAACCGCGCAGUCGACGGAAAGGAGUGAGCGAGAGGAGUGGCAAUUUUUUAAAAUUAAGGCUGUUAAACCUAAUCUCCAGGUGUGCAGGCGCAAGCGCAUAGAAGUCGUAAAAAUUCUCGUGUGCUGUAUUCGUGCCCGCAACCCCUCUUCUCCCUCCGUCUCUCCUCUCUUCUCUUUCGUUCCUGCUUUUCCACGCACCCUUCCUACGCCUUUCGAGCGACGUCGUUCUCGUCGCGCCCUCAGCCUCCCUAGCCGGUGGUUAAAUUGCCGCACGAAACGUUCUUAAUGUCCAACCACGGCGACCUC